This is a messenger RNA of Musa acuminata AAA Group (dessert banana), 607 nucleotides long. Its product is annotated as cysteine proteinase inhibitor 6-like. The coding region runs from base 98 to 388 and encodes 96 amino acids. Gene Ontology annotation, molecular function: cysteine-type endopeptidase inhibitor activity. The record is from RefSeq and is a predicted model, not a curated record. The transcript has 3 exons. NCBI's taxonomy places the organism in Eukaryota, Viridiplantae, Streptophyta, Magnoliopsida, Zingiberales, Musaceae.
CCCAUAAAGACCGCUUUUAUAAAGGUGGCGACUCCUCCCCUCGUUCGCAUACUCUGUCACUGCCGCUUUUUCUGCGUCUCCAUCAUCUCAGAUCGCGAUGGCGACCGUCGGAGGGAUCAAGGAAGUGGAAGGGAUUGCUAACAGCGCCGAGACCGAGCAGCUCGCCCGCUUCGCCGUCGACGAACAUAACAAGAAAGAGAAUGCUCUCUUGGAGUUCGUGCGUGUGGUCAAGGCGAAGGAGCAGGUGGUUGCAGGGACCCUGCACCACUUGACUGUCGAGGCCGUCGAUGCAGGGAAGAAGAAGGUCUACGAGGCCAAGGUGUGGGUCAAGCCAUGGCUCAACUUCAAGGAGCUGCAGGAGUUCAGGCACGCAGCGGACUCGGCCUAAGGAUCAUGGUCUUGGGCAUGGUGAUUGAAGACUUUUGCCAAGUUUGAAUUGAAGAUCCUGUGUAUCAAUAAUUUCAGGAGUAACUACAGUAGCUUUAGCUUUACUACAGGAACUCCUGAUUAAUGGCUUUAUUAAGGUGUUGUGAUACACCUAUAUAAUUCCUUCUUGGAACUCAUGUAUGUUUGAUAUAUAUUUAUAUCAAAUUUGGUGCUUAAAUAA